UCCCCUAAGAAACAAAACUAAAAGUAAUACGGGCGAGACGGCAGAAGGAGCCUGGUCCGCAGCCAUGGCUGACGCGUAUUCUUACCCUCUGCUCGUCGAGCUGGAAGAAAACAACAUCCCGAAAAWAARRAUCAAGCUGCUGAAGUACUUCAACAGCAAGAAGUCCUGCGGAGGAGACUGCGAGGUCGACUACGUGAAUGGCAGCAAGACGGCGGUGCUGCGCUUCCGCACAGAGCAAGACCAGAAAAAUGUGCUGAGGAAAGAGUCGCACCAGAUCCAGGCGGAUAAAGUUGUUCUGAACAUGACAGUUCGAUUCCCCCCAGAUGAGAAAACAGCAGCAGCAUCAUCAUCUCAGGUAAACGAGUUACAACCAAAUGCUCUUUAUAUAUUCUAUGAUCAAAUGUCAGGAGUUAAAAGGCUGUCUAUUGAUGGAGCUCAGAUAAUGAAACAAAAACUGGAGCUGAUUUACUCUGCAGCCAAAGUUCAGACGGAGGCCAAAGGCAGAGACGAUGCAGCAGCAGAUGAAACGCUGUGUUCCACCUCGGCUGUUUUAGGGAAUAUUCCAAAAGAACUGAGCCUGGAGUUUUUGGAGAUGUUGGUGGAGAAUGUUUUAAAGGAUCCCAAAUCCCCAUCUGCCUCAUUCACGUUGGAAAUCAUUCAUGGCAUCUCCUCUGUUGUGGUUACUUUCCAGAGUGGAAAAGAAAGCACUGACUUUGUGGCAAGAUGCCCUMAAAACAGGAUGUUCGCAAGUAAGGGAUUGUCAGUCCRGCCUCUUGAAGUCACAAAGCAAGUUGUGGUGGAAGACAUCCAAAAUUUAAAUGAAGAUCUUCUCUACCUGUAUUUCGAGAAUGCUGGUGGGGAUGUGGAAAAUGUUCUGCUUAAUGAAGUGGAACAGUUUGCACUCAUCACCUUCAAAGACAAUCAAGCUGUUCAGAAASUCAUGAAGAAGAAGCAUCACAUCAAACAGGAAGAGAUCAAAGUUUAUCCUUUCUAUUCCUCUUUGGGAGCAGCCCUCUACGGCAAAGACAGGCCCYCCUUAAAACUCCCUGCAGCUGUCUAUGAACCCAUUGACAAUGCUGUGUGGAGAUACCUGAAUGACCAUAAAUCAGCAGCAGAGUCCAUUCACAGGGACUUAGCUAAAAACYUUUGUAAUGUAAAACUCGAAGGAUCUGCUGUGUGCUUGAGCCCAGUAGUUUCAAUUCUUCGGCAAAAAGAUGCCAAAGCCAUCAUUGAAGAGUGGAGGGGUAGAGUGAAGUCAGCCUUUGCACAAGCUAUGUUGAAAUUCAAAUCCCUGAAGUUUCAGCCAGAUUCAGAGGUAUGGGAAGAGUGUGUGGGGAAUAUCAGACAAAUGCUUCAGAAUCAGGAUGUGGAUUUAGUGCCAGAUAAAGCCAGUGGCAUCUUGUCAGUAGUUGGCUUUGUGGAUGAUAACCUGAGAGGACAGCUCAAGCCUGGAGACUGUGUCAUUAGUAAUGCUGGAGGACAGCUUUGUUGCAAAAAGAUUAUCCAUGCAUUUGGACCUGUGUUUGAUCCAUCUAUACCUCAGAAGUCUCUGGCACAGUUGAAAAGAGCUGUUAAAGGAAGCCUGGAACUUGCUGAAAAGCAUGGCUGCAUCACUGUGGCACUGCCGACCAUCAGUAGAACCAAAGGCUUUCCUCUUGAUGUGUGUGCACUGACCAUCGUCAAAGCAGUGAAGGAACACUGUGAUGAGAAAUAUAAUGACAACACCUUGAAGAAGAUCCAUUUGGUGAACAAUGAAGAUGCUGCUGUUCAGGCUAUGGAGAAAGCUGUCAAAAACGAAUUUGGAAAUGGUGGUGUCAGUCUUCAAACAACAUCUCCAAGUCUGACAUAUGCUAAAUCUACCUCAUCUGACCCAAACUGCUUGGGUCAAGUGACAACCACAGAAGGCUUGAAUAUCACUCUCACUAAAGGAAACAUCGAGAAUGCCACGACUGAGGUGAUUGUGAACACUGUGCCAACGGAUCUUUCACUGAACAACGGGGCAGUUUCAAAUGCAAUACUGCGCGCAGCUGGACCCAAACUUCAGCAGUUGAUAAAUGCACAGAAGGCCAAAGGAAAUAUUGGCGAGAUCAUUGUGACAGACGGCUGCCAACUGAAGAGCAAGAAAGUCUUUCAUGCAAUUGCACCUUCAUGGACCAAGGGACAAGGCGCAACUGAAAAGGUCUUGAGUGCCAUUUUCAAGAAUUGCUUGGACAAGGCAGAGGACACUGGCCUGACCUCCAUUGCUUUACCUGCUGUCGGCACUGGAAACCUUGGUUUCCCAAGAGACCUAGUCGCCUCUUUGAUGUUGACUGAAAUCUCAGCGUUUAGCAUGAAAAAACCUAAACACCUGAAGGAGGUUGUCAUUGUCCUUUACGCAGGCGAUGUGCAGACUAUCCAGGCCUUUGGAGAUGAAUUUGAUAAGGAGUUCCCCAGUGCCUCACGUGGUCCAGCAUCCACAGGUUCCCCACAAAACACUGGUCCCUUCUCAAAUGUUGUCUCGAGCACUGGAAUGCAUGAGACCAAAAUGGGAAGCGUCACCAUACAKKUGGUCACAGGAGACAUAACCAAGGAGACCAGUGAAAUCAUUGUCAACUCCUCCAAUGAAAACUUUUCUCUUMAKUCAGGUGUAUCCAAGGCUAUUCUAGAGGCAGCUGGUCAGGCUGUUGAAGCAGAGUGCCAAGCCCUUGGUGCCCAGCUCAACCYRGGCAUGAUAAUGACCAAUCCAGGUAACCUAAGGUGUAAGAAGAUCCUCCACGUGAUCGGACRGAGCGACCCAGUAAAAAUCAGAGCGGUUGUGAAAGAUGCACUUCAGUUGUGUGUGAAAAAUGGCUAUGCCUCUGUCUCAUUUCCUGCCAUUGGCACUGGUCAAGGCAAAGUGCAGGCAAGACAAGUGGCAGAUGCCAUGUUAGAUGCAGUGAUCGAUGUGUUGAGCCAAUCCACUCAUGGCUCCCUGAAGACAAUUCGGAUAGUUAUUUUCCAACCACCGAUGCUGAAAGACUUCCACAGCAGUAUGCAACACAGAGGACAAAGCGCUGMCAGUAAACCCAAUGAUAAGGRUASUGGGUGGUGGMGCAAACUCAAAUCAUUAUUUGGGAGUGGAACUGCUGACAAGCCACAGAAAGAUGGAGACUUUGUCAUCAAGGCGGUGGCAGUCGACCCGGCUUGCUUCCACAUCUGCGGCGACACACAGGCCAAAGUGGACUCAGCCAAGCGGUGGAUCAAUGAUCUGAUUACCAAAGAUCAAAACACAAAUGCCAUUUUAGACACAGCCAUCCUCAGCUUUUCCACCACUGACUACCAGCACAUUAUUGACAUCCAGAAGACCGUGGGCGUGAGCAUCAGGAUCGAAAGCAAGCAAGGCCAAGCCUCAUUAACAAUUGAGGGAUUCAGCCAAGAUGUACUCAAAGCCACCACAGAGAUCCAUAGAAUGCUGAAAAAAGUGAGGGAUGAGGAAGACCUGAAGAAGGGCGUGGAGCUGGCAAGCACAGUUGCGGACUGGCAGUACCAGCAGCAAGGGCUCCGGUAUCUAAGCUUUGAUCCAGUGACAAACUUCCAGCUUGAGCAAGCAUUGCAAAAGAAUCUGACAAGUGUAAAAGUCAACGUCCAGGGUCAAGACUACAUUGUCACUAUGCCAAAUGGACCAGCCACCGACAGACAGGGAUGCACAUUGCAGAUAAAGAGAAUUGACAAACUGAAAGAUGAAGUACCCGUGCACUGGGAUGCUAUGCCACCCAACACUUCGUGUCUGGCUGUCCCAAUCCAGGCUGGAACAGCAGAGCACAUUGAAGUCCUGAGUCUUUUCCAGGCCUCGUGCAACCGAACUGUUAUCAAGAUUGAGAGGAUCCAGAACCCUAUGUUGUGGAAGAGCCUACAGAUCAAGAAGCGGGACAUUGAGCAGCGAAACGGUCAUUCAAACAACGAGAGGCGUCUGUUCCACGGCACCAUCGAAGCCAUAGUGAACACGAUUAAUGAACAUGGCUUCAACAGGGCUUACGCAGGAAAGAAUGCUGCCUGUUUUGGCAACGGCACAUACUUCGCUGUCAACGCCAGCUACUCUGCCCAGGAUACAUACUCCAAGCCGAAUCCAAAAGGGGAAAAAUGCAUGUACCUCUGUCAAGUGCUGACCGGGGAUUACACGCUUGGACAACAAAACAUGAUCGUACCACCAGCCAAGGGCAACACAUCCUUUCAGAAGUACGACAGUGUCGUGGACAACGUGAAUAAUCCAAGCAUGUUCAUCAUCUUCCAUGACACUCAGGCUUAUCCUGAGUAUUUGAUCACAUUCCAGUAACAAAACUAUGUUCUGACAUAACAAAGACCGUAUGCUUCAACAUUUUGUAUUGAGUUAAAAAAUGAAAUGAGUCUUUGUUUAACAUCGGCUGAAUAAUAGUAUUUGUUUUCCCAACUGCUUUAGGGAUUUGGUUAAAGAAGUUAUUUGGUUAUUAAGUAAUAGAGUCAGGAAUCAGAGCCACAGAGUGCCUUGAAAAAUUAACCAUAGAAUGAUCACACAAGGAGAACUUUAACAUGAAAAGAAAAGUGAAUGAUUGCUCACAUAUUUUUGUUUUUGCCUGUUAUGCUUUGUAUAAUCAAACUGAUAAUUGAGUGGGGAGAAUGAUGGACCUGCUCUCCUACAGGAUAUCAUGUGAUACAAACAGAUUUUGUAAUUCAGGUUAGCAAUCACUUUUGGUUUUGAGAGUAAUAAGGAAGUUGACUGCUGUUCCAAUAAACAGGGUGAACAGAUAAAAGUUCAUAUGAGCACACUUGCAUGUUAAGCAUUUUCUUUAUCUGAUUUAGACUUGAUAAGUCAACCUUUACAGUUGUGUGCAUUUUUGUUCAGUUUAAAUAUUCAAAUUAAGAUUGCAUGAUAUAAUAUGUCAAACCCCUCUCCACAUUGUUGAGGAAUUUUUGUAUAUUCUCACACAUUACUGUAUAAGUCACUGUAUACCAUAUUAUGUGCAUAUAGUGACUAUUACAUUAUAUCUGUACACAAUUAAGAGAAGAGUGCCUGACUAAUUCAACAAAUCCCCCCUUCUCUCUCUAAACAGUACCCAAGGUCAGGUUAUAGAUAAACAGUGCAUUGUAGUGUCUACGCUUGGAGACAUUCAUAUCUAACUCAGAUGCCCCAGACAGAGAUGCACCAACUUUAACUCUUGCGUAUUACACCCGUAUCCAAUAGGAUGCAAACACCUACAUGUUGCAUAGAAAGUGAACGCAAUUCUAGCCAUUCAUGGAUGUGCUAUUAGAAUGGGUGACACAAGUAGAGGAAGAUAUAUGGGGAUACUGUGUGAGGACAUCUUCAGACUUGGGGGUGACAGUUGCUCAUGUUACUCUGUUACUGUUUGUAUAUUGCUGCACCUUCUGGUCUCCUUGAUGCAUC
Paralichthys olivaceus (Japanese flounder) is the source of this 5377-nucleotide messenger RNA. The record is from RefSeq and is a predicted model, not a curated record. NCBI's taxonomy places the organism in Eukaryota, Metazoa, Chordata, Actinopteri, Pleuronectiformes, Paralichthyidae.